Messenger RNA from Galeopterus variegatus (Sunda flying lemur), 783 nucleotides. Its product is annotated as TBC1 domain family member 19-like. NCBI's taxonomy places the organism in Eukaryota, Metazoa, Chordata, Mammalia, Dermoptera, Cynocephalidae. The record is from RefSeq and is a predicted model, not a curated record. The coding region runs from base 411 to 650 and encodes 79 amino acids. The transcript is spliced from 3 exons.
CAAUUUUGAAUAAAAAUUCAAAUUAUCAUGGCUUGCCUGGCAUUGUUAAGACUAUUAGAAGAUCAGCUCAUUGAUAGUUACUACACACUCUGAAAAACAGAAUGUAGAACUGGGUUUUAUAAAGGCUGAACUGUAACAUACAGGAGGGCCCAGCCUAUAUAAUUCUUCCUGUUAAUACUUUAAGACCACUAAUGGAGGAAUCGGGGUUUCUUACCACUGCACUUCUGUGGCUUUUAAGAUAGUACUUGAGUUUUAAAUACCCAAGUAUUUUUUAAGACUCAUGAGGGAAUUACCUUAACAAUAAAAUUAGUUGGGCUCUUCUGAUAUUGCCUUUUUGUAAGAAAAAAUUUCAGUGAUAAAAUUAAUUAUCAUUUUUCUUUGCUUAUAGACUUCGCAUAUCAUUUAAGUGGAUGGUUCGAGCUUUCUCUGGAUACUUAGCUACAGAUCAACUCUUGCUUUUGUGGGAUAGAAUCCUUGGAUACAACUCUCUGGAAAUUCUUGCUGUCCUGGCAGCUGCCGUGUUUGCUUUCCGAGCAGUGAACCUGAUGGAGGUGACAUCACUGGCUGCAGCUGAAGCAGUUCUUGCUGACCUUUCUACUUUAAAAGUUAUGCCUCUUCUUCAAAUUUUUCUGUUUGCUACUGUCACCUGAUCUUCUUCAAGGUCACUGACAACACAUCUAAUUUUCCAUUAGAAGCUAAUCAUGAACUAUGCAAACUCUGCAUAAAACCAAAAUUAAACUUUGCAUAUAAGCCAAUAAAGAUCAUGUUCCCUCCUCAGUUAAA